Molecule: messenger RNA, 1189 nt
Organism: Thlaspi arvense
Lineage: Eukaryota; Viridiplantae; Streptophyta; Magnoliopsida; Brassicales; Brassicaceae
Source: the annotation of a GenBank genome assembly
CAUUUUUAUAUUUCACUUAAGCCAUACUCGCGCGAAGGUCGUCUUACAAUACACGUUGCACGCUCCUACACGCGCCUUCUCGAUCUCACGUCCUCAUCCGGCUAUUCACCCGCCGGAGAUCCACCUUGGCGUCUUCUCGAAACGGUUCUGGCUAGUAAUCGUUGAUCGGCGCUCCCUAUUGCUGGAGGACGAUAGUGUGCUUACGUUUGACAGUAUUGCUCGGAGAUUCGCCGGGAAUAAACAGAGAAAUUUCACAAGCGAACGGUUUAAUUUUAUAUCUUGAGCUUGAUAUCUGGGCGUACUAAGCGGUUUCUGGAAUCUCUAUCGCUUCCUUUCCACCCAGCGCAAUGGAGAAAAAAGACGAGGACUUGAAGAAGGCUCAGAUGCUGGACGCUCGAGCCAGAAACAUCAGCCACAAUGUCCGUUGCACUGAGUGUGGGAGUCAGUCCAUUGAAGACUCGCAAGCAGAUGUCGCUAUUCUCCUUAGACAGCUGAUCCGAGAUGAGAUAGGAGCUGGAAAAACUGACAAAGAGAUCUACAGUAAGCUGGAGGAUGAGUUUGGGGAGACGGUGCUUUAUGCCCCGAAAUUUGAUUUGCAGACCGCGGCAUUGUGGCUAACUCCGGUUAUAGUUGGUGGAGGUGCUGCUGCUGUGUUGGCUUACACGAAGCACAGGCAAAGGACAAAUGUACACAUCAUGGCGCUGAACCUUAUUAGAGGUGUUUCGUUGACUCCAAAAGAGAGAGUAACCAUUCUCGAAGUUCUUAUUCCACCUCCACCUCCUCCUCGGGGAGUGGCUUCCCGGUUGAGGAAAUGGCUAAACCGGUAGUUCCCAUGUCUCCUUAGCUCUGUUGUUCUUGAGUCGGAAGAUAUUAUGGUCAUAGCCGAAUAAACAAUAUGUGGAAGGAGUGAGUACCACAUUGGUUGUCUAGGAGAAACAGAUCGGGGACUGUUUUGCGUCCUUGACAAGCAAUUUUGUUGCCUGUGAAGUUGAAAACGGUUUUGUGGUGUAUCAUUGGAUGAGAUUUGAAGAAAGCAUAAUAAAUUGAAAAAGUGUGAUACUUGUUUUAAAUCUUUGAUGUGCAAUAGAAAACGCAGAGUGGGUCGUUCUUAUAUUGCUAUCGGCACAUAGCCAUGUCUCUCUCUUUACAUCGAGCUUUCUUUUUAACAUCUUCUCUAUCUUACUAACCC